UCACUUCCGGAAGCGCCUGGGCGCUGCGGUCGUCACCAGCCUGCAUCGCUGCCAGCCGGCCGGCUCCGCGCCACGGAGCGGGAGAGCGCGCAGCCAGGCCCGGGCCUCUCUCUGCGGUCAUGGGGGCGUCUGCGCGGCUACUGCGUGCAGCGAUAAUGGGGGCGCCGGGCUCCGGCAAGGGCACCGUGUCCUCUCGCAUCACCAAACACUUCGAGCUGAAGCACCUCUCCAGCGGGGACCUGCUCCGAGACAAUAUGCUUCGGGGCACAGAAAUUGGUGUGUUAGCCAAGACUUUCAUUGAUCAAGGGAAGCUCAUCCCAGAUGAUGUCAUGACUCGGUUGGUCCUUCAUGAGUUGAAAAAUCUCACCCAGUAUAGCUGGCUGUUGGAUGGCUUUCCAAGGACACUUCCACAGGCAGAAGCCCUGGAUAGAGCUCAUCAGAUAGACACAGUGAUUAAUCUGAACGUGCCCUUUGAGGUUAUCAAGCAGCGCCUCACGGCUCGCUGGAUCCAUCCAGGCAGUGGCCGUGUCUACAAUCUUGAAUUCAACCCUCCCAAAACCAUGGGCAUUGACGAUCUGACUGGGGAGCCUCUUGUUCAGCGUGAGGAUGACAGACCAGAGACGGUUGUCAAGAGACUGAAAGCUUACGAAGCCCAAACAGAGCCCGUCCUGGAAUACUACCAGAAAAAAGGGGUGUUGGAAACAUUCUCUGGAACAGAAACCAACAAGAUCUGGCCACAUGUAUAUGCGUUCUUACAAACCAAAAUUCCACAAAUAAACGAGAAAGCACCAGUUACUCCGUGAGAAAAAGCCAUUAGUGUUCUUUGAAAACUUGCUCCCUGAGAGAUCCCAGACUAUGUCAAGUAAGGAAACUAAGAGUGAGCUUGAAGUUGAUCUUAUUUAAAAAAAAGUCCGUAUUAGCUUUAUCACUUUUUAUACCACUAUAACCCUUAAUAUUAAGAUGUCAGAAUGGUAAAAUCAGCUUCUAAUACAGUUCUCAGAAUACUUGGGGGUAAAUUUAGUAUCCAUAGAAAAUUGAUUUUAUAGUCAAGGAUAUAACUGAUGGUGCCGAAAAACAAAUAUAAUGUUUCUUUAAGGGGAAAGACUUUGUUUUAAUUUGUACCACCCAGCUUAUUUAGUAAAGUAGAUUAUGAACUACUGAUUUAUUGCUUUUAAUAUGAUGAAACACCAGAUUUGACAGCUAAAUUAGCAGUAGGAUACAAGUACAUUUUUAUCUUUAAUCAUUUUUGCAGAGGACAUGUACAUAUCCAUAUAAAAAAAAGACUGUAGCAGAUGCCUCCUAGAAUCAACCAGUUCUUGUAAACAUUGCAUUUGUGCAGAUUUUCAUACUUUGAUUCCAAAAUUGAGAACAGUAAGAUUAAAGGCAAAUUUUAGUAGCCAAAAACCCCCCAAAAAAGUCCAGUUUGACUUCCUGAAACAUAUCGUACCACUCCUCUCUUCAGAAAAACAAAACAAAAAGACCUAGCAGCACAUAAAAAAAAAAAAAUUUACAAAACGUUUCAGUACUCUUUUUUUCCCUCCCAUCAAAAACCAAACAAAAAUAAAGUGCAGCACCCAUAAAAGUGUCAAGAAAAUAGCCAAGUUCUUCCUUUCUUGUAACAAAAUAGCACUUGGCUUCAGCAGUCUUAACCAAAUUAUACAGUGUCCAUCAUUUUGGGUUCAUCAUCUUCUUUAUGUACCACUGAGUUUAAACCGCAGAGAGCUGUAUUGAUAGAAUACUGAAGAUAAUCUGGAUUCUGGAAAAAGAAAAAGUAUAGAGAAGAAACAAUGGAUGAUAAUAACCAGUUUUAUGCCAGUAUAUGCAACGACAUAUUCAGUUUCACAUUCUAUAUUUUUCUGCAGUGUAGCAGAAUAGGAAAAAAGAUGGACUUUGAAGUCAGACUUGGGUAGAAACCCAAGAUAAAGAAAAAAAUGAGACUAUUACCACUUAAUCCAAAGAGAUGUGAUAAAGACAGAAUGAUGUAUGUGAAAAAUAGAAAUAUAAUAAAUACUAUCUUUUUCCUCUUUAAAAAAACUGUAUAAUUUUAAUUAUUUAAUCAUAUAAGGCUGUAUCUUCCAUGUGAUUAUAUGUUCACAGCUAUUGAUAAUUUAAAAGAUAAAUGUGGCUUUAAGCCAGCAAUGUAUUUUGAUGAUUACCAUCUAAUUACAACAGUAAAUACUAAAAUUGCAAAACGCCUGAAUAAGGAAAAAAAUUUACCAAGUAAAAAUUAUAGCUAUCUUCAGAGUCUAUUUUGGUUUCUCAAAUGUUAAAACAAACUCAAGUGAGGAAUCAAUCUUUUGAAAGGUAACUAGACUCCUAUUUAAAAAGUUAAAAACAAAAACAAAAGAAGUUUAAUUUAGGUUUUAUUUUUUAAACAGAAGAACAACUCACAAAUGUUCUAAUCUGCUCAUUUCUAAAGCAGGAACAGAAAACCUUAUUCAAUAAGUGCAAAAGUAAAACCAUUGUUAAAGUACCACAAAUAAGGAACGUUAAAUCCUUAAGACCUAGGACUUUAGGAAAUUCUUUCCCAAGAAUUCAAUAUUGUCUACUCAGUUGCUCUGAAUAUGUGCUAGCUAUUUAGAGUUUUUUUUUUUAACAUAUCACCUACUUUCAUUUGUUUAUUUUAUUUGAUAAACAUCAGUGAGGAAAACAGUCAAAACAGGGUAUCGACAUCUUAAAUCUCUCCAUCCCAGAGGGAGGCAGGGUUUUCAAAAGAUCUUAUUAAUAAAGUACAAAACUUUAUGAUUCUUUUAUUGUAAAAGUCAAAAAGCGAGCCAGAGGUUAGUUGGAUUAUUCCCAAUCAAAUCUUUAUGAAGAAAGUGGCACAAAUAACUGACUAAGGUUUGGGACACUAAAAUAACACUGGACCUCAGUUCUAACCUCGCCUCUACCACUUAGUAUAAUGCUAUCCUCAAAGAGAAAAUAAUUUAUCAACAUUUAAUAAAAUUAAAAGCUAGUAUAUAGGAUAGUCUAAGAACAGUCACUUAUGUCUCUAUCCAAAAGGCCUUGGUUUAGUUCUUUCAAAACUAAGGAUAAUGCUAUUUGGCUUAUUUCAUAAGACUGUUGUCAAUUAAAAAAAUAAAUUAAAAGCUAAAGUGUUACCCAAAUUUAAGUUUUAUAAAAAAAUUAUUAGUAAUCUUCCUACAUUAUCCCAUUCUCCCAAGGAACAGAGUGCUAAAUCUUUUUUUUCUGACCACCCAGGCCCAAUUCUAAAGGACUUCAGAACAGAGCUUACACACUCCAGCAAGACUAGGCUCUAGUUUUUCACUAGAGAAUUUUGAGUAUUAAAAUUCGCUAGAGACAUUUUCUAGAAUUCAACUACCAUCUCCUUAAGAACAGAAGGCAUUAUCAUGGAAAGACUUAAAAAAAAAAAAUAAAGCAAUCAAUAUACCUAACCUAAUGUACACCUAAAUCCUACUGACUACCCCAUAUUCUCAUCUAGUAUCAUCCUCAACACAUUUCUUGUCCCAGAGACCAGUUCUUCCCAAGAGCAUAUGACUGAGCAUUUUGUCUUAUUUCUAGGAUAUGAUUCAACAACAGUCUAUGAUGCAGGUGAAUGAGCAGUGCAGUAAGACAGAAAUCCAGGAUUUGAAUAUUAGCUCCAACGGGGGAGGGUAUAGUGCAGUGGUAGAAUGCAUGUCUAGCAAGCAUGAGGUCCUGGGUUCAAUCCCCAGCACCUCCAAUAAGAAGAAAUAAAUGAACAGUUAAACCUAAUUACCUCCCCACCAACAAAAAAUAAAUAAAAAGAUAAAAAAAAAAAAAGAAGAAUAUUAGCUCUAUCACUUAUUGUAUUGACUUCAGGCAAAUUACUUAACCUCAGGAGUUUCAAUUUAUUCAUCCGUAAAAUGAAUGAAAAUGAAUCAGGGUUUUUGAGCAGAUUAAAUGAUACACCAUGUACAAGUGUUUUGCAAUCUAUAAACUAAUACAAUGAAAAUGGGAUGUUAUUAUUAUGCUAAGUUGUUCUUCCGAAUCUCCUCUCAGGUGACAACUUAGUCCCUCAGGUUGCCUCUCAUGUUACCCUAUUUCCCUCAAACAGAUGACAGUGCUCCUGUGCAUCUAGCUGAAAUCUUAUCUUUUCCUUCUUAUGUUUAGAAUCAACAACAUCCUUCAAAAGUCUCUUUUUUCCUUUGCAUUCAUUAUGUGACAUCUUAAUUUUAGGACAUUUAUACAUCAGACUUUACAGUGACUUAGUCAUAAAAUUCCUUGGGAAAGACUGCUUUCCUGUGGGCUAUGUCUCGUGGAACUGAAGAAAAAAAUUGUCUUUAUUUAAACAGCAUUAAGAGAUAAUCUGUAGGACAAAUCAAGGGGGAAUAUCACUUACAUGUCUAACUAAGGGGUAACAUUACUAAUUACUUAAAAAUCAGACCUUGAUUAUUUCCAUCCUUGAGAGUAAUAUUUUUGGCUGAGCUGAAUAUGAUCAACUGCUUUUCUUAAAUUGUACCUUUGGCCUACAAUACAUGUAACUGGAAUAGUGAAGUUACAGAGACAUAAGGUCAAGAUAUUCAAAAAUCUCAAUUCCUACCACUUCAUGAGAUUUAAAAAUAAGUAUAGGACUCCUCUCACAUUGUCUUUUGAAUGAGACUUCCCUUUUCACUGUGCAGGCAACAGAAUAAACUGGCUAAAGUUGGUCUUAAAGUCUUGAGGCAUGAAAAUGAGAGAUGACUGGUUCAUUUAAAUGCCACUAAAACCAAAUGGACAGCAACUUUCUAAUGAUAACUUAAAAUUACAAUCUUAAAUAGUAUCAGGAAGACCAGUGGUCCAACCUCCUCUUUUUGACAUAAAUUCUUUCACAGACACAGUUUUAUUUUAAUGUAAUAGCAGACUUACAAGAAGCUUAAACAGUUGGCCAAUAUUAUCAGAAAGAAUAGCUCAGCAUUAGUUACAUUAAUGUGUACUAAAAUGUCACAUCUAGUAGGUAACACCAACAUUUAAAAAGAUAAUACUAAUAAACUUGUGCAACAGAUCACCUUGGUUGCUACUUGGACAUAUACUCUGAAGCUAAUUCAUCUUAAUAAAUUCUUAAGAUAUAGUUCUACUCAGGUGUUCCUUAGGAGCUAUCCUGAGAAGUUUAUGACUGAGAUGAUCAAUACGUAACACUUGUUCUUAAGAAUGCUUAGGCAGAUCUCAUCUCUUCUAUAUUUAAAAGAGUGGAAUUUGGUGUCUCUCUAAAUACAUAAGAGAUGGCAUGAGAUGAAACUCAAGAAUUGUCUUCUGAGGCAAGAAUAUUUAAAAAGACACACAUAUAUAACAUGUAAGAAGAAACAGUAGUCCAAAAGAGCAAAAAUUAUGUGAAUGAAUACAUUUAUAAAAUAAAUAUUCACUUUCCUAACCUACCUGUGGUAAGGAUUCUAAUAAACCUAUAGAUCCAACACCAGAAUGGGGAACAUGAUUCUGAACAGCCACAGGUUGAAAACUUGGUGAUUGAGAAUAAAGUCUGACUCUUGA
Camelus dromedarius (Arabian camel) is the source of this 5445-nucleotide messenger RNA. RefSeq names its product adenylate kinase 3 (gene AK3). The transcript has 6 exons. Gene Ontology annotation, molecular function: ATP binding; AMP kinase activity. Gene Ontology annotation, cellular component: cytoplasm; mitochondrion. Gene Ontology annotation, biological process: nucleobase-containing compound metabolic process. The coding region runs from base 120 to 803 and encodes 227 amino acids. The record is from RefSeq and is a predicted model, not a curated record. NCBI's taxonomy places the organism in Eukaryota, Metazoa, Chordata, Mammalia, Artiodactyla, Camelidae.